Molecule: messenger RNA, 243 nt
Organism: Theileria annulata
Lineage: Eukaryota; Apicomplexa; Aconoidasida; Piroplasmida; Theileriidae
Exons: 2
Coding region: 1-243 (80 amino acids)
Source: RefSeq, a predicted model, not a curated record
AUGGCUGAUCUUACAAAACGCAAACCACACUCAACUUCUUUUGUUGAUCUCACACGUUUUUUAGAUAGUGGUGUAUUGACAUUAUUUACUGUAUUAUUGUCUUGCACUUUUCUAUUUAUGUUUGGUGAACUAUUGAGACUUAUGAAUAAUCUUGAAUUUCUUAAUCAUGAACUUGUUAAGAAAGGUCUCAAUCGUCUUUUCCCAUUCCGUGUAUCUUUCUUAAUACUCCUAAUAUACCCUUAA